Messenger RNA from Branchiostoma belcheri (Belcher's lancelet), 3973 nucleotides. Its product is annotated as WD repeat-containing protein 44-like. NCBI's taxonomy places the organism in Eukaryota, Metazoa, Chordata, Leptocardii, Amphioxiformes, Branchiostomatidae. Gene Ontology annotation, molecular function: protein binding. The coding region runs from base 269 to 3328 and encodes 1019 amino acids. The record is from RefSeq and is a predicted model, not a curated record. The transcript is spliced from 20 exons.
ACAAGAAGAUUAACAUAUGACCAGGAUGACAAUUUGGACAGCCUAUUUUUUGUUAAGAAAUUGAUUUCAUGCAUAUUUUUGUCAAUUUUUGUGAACUCUCGUUUGCCUUGGAGUGCGAGACUUCAAAACCAAAUAUGGCUGCCAGGGAUGGAAGAUUGGCCAAUCUUGUCAAUACUUUGUGUCAAAAUAACCGUUUUUCUCCCCAAUUUUAACCAUUUGUGAACGCUUAGAAGUCACCCGUAGAGAAGAAAACCUGUAGAGAUCCAAGAUGUCGUCCGAAAGUGAUGAUGAGGAGUUCUACGACGCUAAAGAAAACAUUUCCCUGACGCAAAGUCCAGCGCAGAGGGCUCAACAGGCUCAAAAACCUGAAGUUCCUCAGCUGUCAAAGAAACAGGAAGAACAGGAUGAACUUGCCAGACAAGAGCAAGACAGGAAAGCUAAGGAGGAAGAGGAGAGGAAGAGAAAAGAAGAGGAAGAUAGAAAGAAGAAAGAACAGGAGGAGCUGGAAAAGCAACUGGAGGAAAAUGAAAGGAGAAGAAAACGGCUGCUUGCCAUGAGAAGACAGAUGGAGGAGGAAGAAGAGCAUGCAGGAGACAGCCCCCAACCGGAUGAAACCGGCUCUGAAGAGACUCCCGUUGACACUAACCCGGUUCAAACCAGUGAGGAACCUCCUGAGGCUACUGUGGAGCCAGAAAAACCUGAGGAGAAAGACACAAGUGAAGAAUGCGUUCCAAGCCCAACACCCAGCCCUUCGCCAAGUCCAACCCCAGAAGCAGGGGACGGCUUCAAAACAACAAAAGACAUCUCUGAAAUGCAAGCAGACUCCGAAGUAGAGACCAUCCUCGAGCAGAGAGUUGAAAAAGAGAAAGAAAACCUACAGGAGAUACUCGAAUCACCUGAUAAGAGAGAGGAAGAUGCUGUAGAUGAACCCAAACCAAUGACCGUAGAACCAGAUAUAGUUGCUAGUACCAAACCUGACAUUGUAGCUGUAACUGUGAGUAAGGAGAGACCGGGUAGUCUGAAGGUGCCGCCGCCACGCCCACCACCUCCUGUAGCCCCGCCCAGAAGACAGAAGAAAAAGUCAGCCAACGAAACCCCAGAAAACGAAGCCCAAGAAACUCCUACCAAGUCUUCCCUUAUUGAAGGAGAGAAGGAAGAACCCAAGGGUCUCCUUACCCCAACAUCUGAGGCUAUUGAGAGUCUGACUAAAGAGUUAGAGAGGUCAUUGGACAUGAAGGGGGCAACCAGUGGGUCCACCCUGGUCAAGAUUCAGCAUGAUGAUGAGUCGACCAAAGCAGAGCCCACCCCUCCAACCUCCCCAGCAGACAGCAAGGCUGAGCCCAGCUUCAAGCCUGCAGAGGAACCUGCAGCUGGGGAGAAGGAGAACCCUGCUCUACCCCGUCUCAGGUCUGCCUCAGGUCGACCACUCACUGAUGAGGAAAUCUUGGAGCAGGUGAUGAUAAAGAACCUGGAUACAGGAGAGCUGGUUCCCUUGAGUCAAGCUGAGGACAAGCUGCCCAAAUGUAUGAACCCUCUGUCCUUACAUAUCAUCAGGAGGACCAAGGAAUAUGUCAGCAACAACAGCCUGAACAAGGAUGACUCAGACACAGAGAGCGUGGAGGGACAGGCAGACAGAGGGAAGACCAUGCACCAGGCUGAGGAGAAGUUAAAGAAGGGAACGAAACAACUGAAGAAGCUGUUUGGAAAAGCUGUGGAGAAGUCGGUGAGUAAGAUCAAGGAGAUCAAAGACGAGGUGUUCGCCGGUGAAGACAGCUCUUCUAGUGACGAUGAAACAGACACCAGAACCAUCAAGAUCAAGUCUUCCUCCAGUAACAAGGGUCCAUAUGAGUUUGACCAGCUGAGACUGGUACAGGACCUGAGUGGUGAACACACUGGUGCAGUCUGGACAAUGAAGUUCUCAUGUUGUGGACGGUUGUUGGCUACUGCAGGCCAGGACAAUAUCUUGAGAGUGUGGGUUCUUAAGGGUGCGUACAGCUACUUUGACGAGAUGAGACACAAGUACGCCAUGGAAGCCAGAGCAUCCCCAUCCCCCUCUCAAGAAAGUGUCAACUCUCAAAACUCCCAGAACUCAGAGCCUGGCAGUACAACAGAGUCCCCAGCCCACAGCCAGACUGGAUCAGGUACUCCAUCAGAAGAACCCGUGGAACACGAGGGACCAUUCCGACAGAUCCCCUUCUGUUCCUACCGCGGCCACACCGCUGACGUUCUGGACCUGUCCUGGUCUAAGAACUACUUCAUCCUGUCUUCCUCCAUGGACAAGACGGUGCGCCUGUGGCACAUCUCCAGGAGGGAGUGUCUCUGCUGCUUCCAACACAUCGACUUUGUCACAGCCAUAGCUUUCCACCCACGGGAUGACCGAUAUUUCCUGAGCGGGUCUUUGGAUGGGAAGUUACGUCUGUGGAACAUUCCAGACAAGAAGGUGGCCCUGUGGAACGAACUGGACGGGGACAUCAAGCUCAUCACUGCCGCAAACUUCUGCGAGAACGGCAGAUUCGCCGUGGUGGGGACGUACGAUGGGCGCUGUAUCUUCUUUGACACUGAGCAUCUGAAGUACUUUACCCAGAUUCAUGUACGCUCCACGAGGGGAAAGAAUUCCAAGGGAAGAAAGAUUACAGGGAUCGAACAACUACCAGGGGAGCAUAAGAUUUUGGUGACUUCCAACGACUCCAGGGUUCGGCUGUAUGACCUGCGAGACUUGUCCCUGUCCUGCAAGUACAAGGGUGGGACCAACACCAGCAGUCAGAUCAAGGCUAGUUUGAGUUACAAUGGGAAGUUCAUCGUGUGUGGGUCAGAAGACCACUACAUCUACAUCUGGAAAACUUACUACGACUACAGCAAGUUCACGUCUGUCAGGAGGGACAGGAACGACUUCUGGGAGGCCUUCAGGGCCCACACUGCCGUCGUCACCGCCGCCAUCUUUGCAUCCAACCCGACCGCCAUUUUCUCUUCCAUGGAGACCCAGUCCUCGGCCAAUCAGGAGAAGGAGGGAGCGUCCAAACCGGAGCCCGGGGAGGUUCUAGUGUCCGCUGACUUCAGCGGAGCCGUGAAGGUGUUCGUGAACCGAGCUGCAAAGACCAAGCAGCAGCGCGUGUCAGAGGUACAGGCACCAAUGCCGACUGCUGUAACCCAGCCCAGUGAAGCUAAACCAACCGAGCAAGACACAACAGCAAAGGAAAACGCCGGCGCUGUUCAAACGAGCAAGGCUCCGCCGAAGCCCCCCAGAGCGAGCGUAAAGGGCCCCCCUCCCUCACGCCCACCACCCCCUGUCCGCCCACCACCCCCUGCAGUGCAGAAAGCAUCAUCAUGAAGGAGAAAAAAUGUUUUAGGCUAGCUGUAUGUUGUUGUUUUUAUUGAGAAAAAAUAGGCUAGCUUUAUUGCAAUAUAAUGGUAACCCCCUCCCCCCCACACACAUACUCUUUGCCAUACAUGCAUAUGCCUGUUUUAGCCAUUGAUAGAAUCAUAGGAGUGUGAUAAAAGUUUCUCGGUGGCCCAGUUUUUCUUCCCUACCUGUUUUUGUUGGGCACAUUAUCAUUUUGUUUCACCCUCUGUCAAGCAGCCCCAAACUAGAGCAAAGACCAAUGCAAAUGUUUUUGAAUCUUCAGUGAAAAUUUCCUUUCAGGUGCCUCUAUGUAUUUACCAAUUGCUCGUUUACACAAAAUAUUAGCCAAUGAAAGUAUAAGGCAAGGAUCUUUGAAGAUUUCAGAAUACUAGCAAUGUUAGUGUACAUGAAUGAAGCAUUGAGAGGUUUUGAAAUCUGUGUGGUUUGUGAAUGAUUGUAUAAAGUGGGCAUCUCCUGCCAAGUGGUAGACCUGUACAAGAUUGAUGUAAUCAUAUGGAUGUAUCUCCAGCCUUUGAAAAUAUGUAAGACUUCAGAUAACAAAGUGAUGAAUGUUCUGUAUUGCUCAGACGUAAUUGAACAUUGAUAGCAUAAACUCCUGUCAUUAAAAAAAAA